Messenger RNA from Trichoderma gamsii, 1440 nucleotides. Its product is annotated as tRNA-dihydrouridine synthase 1. Gene Ontology annotation, molecular function: flavin adenine dinucleotide binding; tRNA dihydrouridine synthase activity. The transcript has 3 exons. The record is from RefSeq and is a predicted model, not a curated record. Lineage: Eukaryota; Fungi; Ascomycota; Sordariomycetes; Hypocreales; Hypocreaceae. Gene Ontology annotation, biological process: tRNA processing. Bases 1 to 1440 code for a protein of 479 amino acids.
AUGUCCAAGCUCUUAGCUUACACGCCGAUGCUUCACGCGCGACUGUUCUCACAAGACGAAAAAUAUCGAAAGGCACACUACCAGGCUGACGGAAACCCAAAGAUUGAUCGGCCUCUCUUUGUUCAGUUUUGCGCAAAUGAUCCCGAGGCGCUGCUUUCUGCGGCGAAGCACGUUGCGCCGUACUGCGAUGCCGUGGACCUGAAUUUGGGAUGCCCGCAGGGCAUUGCGCGAAAGGGCCACUACGGAGCGUUUCUCCAGGAGGACCAGGACCUCAUCUUUCGACUGAUCAAUAUACUGCACAAGGAGCUUUCGAUCCCGGUCACGGCUAAGAUUCGCGUGUUGGAGACGAAGGAGAAGACACUGGAAUACGCAAAGAAUGUGCUGAGUGCUGGAGCUUCCAUCUUGACUGUGCAUGGCCGAAGACGAGAGCAAAAGGGUCACCUCACUGGCGUUGCGAAUUGGGAAAUGAUUCGCUUCCUCAGAGACAAUCUGCCGCCCGAGACUGUAAUCUUUGCAAACGGAAACAUCCUACAAGAUGGCGAUCUGGAAAAGUGUCUGGCAGCCACCGGAGCGGAUGGCAUCAUGUCAGCAGAAGGCAACCUCAGCGACCCCGGCCUAUUCGGCAACCCACCACCCCCCGAAGAGAAGAGCAGAGAGUACUGGAGGGGAAAAGAUGGCAAAGGCGGAUGGCGAGUCGACGCCAUCACGAGGCGCUACCUGGAUAUUUUACACAAAUACGUCUACGAGGCCGAUCCUCCGCGGCGACGACCGCUCUUCGUACCAGGCGACGACACCGCCUGGCUGACAGAAGGCGAGAACGGCAGCAACUCCGAAGAUGCAGACCAGCCGGCAAAGAAGAAGCGAAAGAAGGAAGACGACAAGGCUCUCAACUCGUCGCCCAACAUCUCCGCCCUGCAGCCGCAUCUGUUCCACGUCCUGCGCCACUUCGUCACCAAGCACACCGACAUCAGGGACCAGCUCGCGCGGGCCCGCAGGGACGGCAUCGACGGCUACGAGAGGGUUCUCGCCGCUGUGGAGAAGAGGGUCGCCGAGGGCCUGCUGAAGUACGAGGAGACGGAGGGCAAGAGCUUCGAGGAGGAGCUGGAAAAGGUCGGCGAGAGGGCUAUCGAGGGCGUGCCUGAGGAGGAGAGCUCGCUGGGGACGAUUAAGAGGUGUAAGCGCCCUUGGUGGGUGGCUCAGCCGAUUAUUCGGCCGCUGCCGAGCGAGGCGCUGGCCAAGGGGGCUAUUACGUUGAAGAAGGAGAAGGACAAGGGCGGCAAAGAGAAGAUUGAGGAAAAGAAGAAGACUGAAGGUGAUGAGAAGAAGGCUGAAGAUGACAAGAAGAAUGGGGAUGGACAGGUUGAAGCCAAGAAAGAGACAGAGGUAGAGCAACAGACAAAACAGGAGAUUGCAUCAAGAGAUGGACUCGUCUCUGGAUGA